AAAGUGCUGACCUUCCAGAUAAGACUCAGUUUCGUUUACUUGUUACAAAGCACUCGGUGUUUCUGGCUCUUUAUGCAAAGCGAAAUUAAGACUACAUGACGUCGUUGCUGACCUUUAGCACGACCUCGACCCACAUUUCGAAAGGAAAACCACUUCCUGACUAUAUCAUUACUGGUAGGCGGGCGGUAAUCUAUAUUUUUGCACUACAAUCCUAAUAGUAUGAUAUCAGUGGACACAAUGAAAAACUGGACAAAAACUUUUGACUGCCAUGAUUGUCUAGAUGAAACUUAAUGUUGAGCAAUUCAAGGCGAGGGGAGAAGCAGAAAUUUGGAUCUAUACAUGUACUAGUACUGUACGAGUACUUUGAAGAUCCUUGGUGUACGAGUAAGUACAUGUAGUUGUUGUUCUAGUACAUUUUCGACCUACUGGCAGUAAAUUAUAUGCAGCCACUGAGUUUCCAUGGCAUCUUUUCUCUAUUUGAUUUAUUUGCCUGUAAAGGCAAGUGAAGAUGAAGUAGACCACAGAGGUGGUCCAGACCUUCACGACCAUGUGUCGAAAUCGGAAUCAGAACCAGCAUUUACAAAACCAUUUCAUGCAGUCAAAGAGAGGACGGAAGAUGAAUUAGAUACUGCCUGUGAUGAAAAUACUCCACUCAUGUCACUGACAUCUAAAGGAAAUUCUGUAUCAUUUAAUAUAUGUGAUGAUGGAGAGUCUUCCAGUCUGACUGCACCAGAAUUUGUGCAUGACAGUAAAAAUGACAGUCUAGAAAAAGUUGGUCCCAGUGUCAGAGAACCUGAUGUUGGAAGUUUUGUGUCACCAGAUUUAGAUAAAGCGAAAACCUCCGACAUCAGUCCUAUGGGAAGGGAGGUGCAGCAGACAAAAGAAGAUCCUUCUAUCCAACCUGCAACUGAAGUACCUUCUGUUGGAGAGUAUUCUGCAGUUACAGAUAAUGCUAAGGAAGAUGAAAAUGAUGCAAAGAAUAAAAAGAACUUAACACUAGAUAUAAGGUUAGCUUCAAAACCUCAAAAGAGAGAGAUUAAAAGUGAAUCUGACGUGGAUCAUGUUCAGCCAGAGGAGUUCAAUGAUCCAGAUGAAGAUGUCUUUGGGCAUCCAGACAGCCAUGAAACCCUAGAAACUGAACAGGAAAAUAACUUGGAAUCACCUACCUAUAGGCAAAAACGUUUAGAUAGUCAAAUGUCAACUUUUGCAGAAUUCUCAGGGGAUGGUAAAGAGUAUCUGACCACCUUGUUGGAGGAAUUGAGGAUCAGAAAUGCAGUGUGGGGUCUGACAGAAGAUAAAAAACUUUACCAGGUGACAUUUGUUGAGGAAGGGGGUGAGAGAUGUGAAACCAUCAUGAAAUCUCUCCAAGAUGUGGGUGUGGGAUCCACCAUCAAGAUGUCUUCUAUCAGCGCAAUACCAAUUUCCAUUCAUCUGGACGAAAAUGCAGAAUACUCCAGUGAAGAAAGUUCUCCUGAAAGAUCAAAAGAAGACAUUGAAGGGAAUUUUUUCAAAUCUAUCAAAUCAAGGUUAACAGUAGCUCAGGUUGUAGAACAAAUAAAAGCCCAGGCGGCCCUUACCUUUGACUAUGUUAUGCUGAUCAUACUUGCCAGUAUAAUUGCAGGCUUUGGCUUAUUAGAAAACAGCUCUGUUAUUCUGGUAGCCAGUAUGUUGGUCUCUCCUCUUAUGGGUCCUAUACUAGCAGGGACAUUUGGUUUGAUGGUUCAGAAUAAAAACCUAGGUCUUUUGGGGAUCAAGACAGAACUUGUUGGACUAGGCCUUUGCAUUGCAUCUGGCUUUGUUUUGGGUAUAAUAGCAGGUGUUGUGGGUCCUACAUGGGGGGCUGUGCCUCAGUACCCGACACCAGAAAUGGCUGUGAGGGGCCAGGUGAGAAGUCUGUGGUCAGGUGUGUUAAUUGCUGUCCCAUCAGGUGCGGGGGUUGCCCUCUCCGUCCUAGGAGGCAAUGCCGGAUCCUUGGUUGGUGUAGCCAUCUCUGCCUCUCUCCUGCCUCCAGCCACCAAUGCAGGCAUGCUGUGGGCCUAUGCCAUUGUUAGUGCUGCAAACCCACCUGCAGUAGCUAGUGAGAGCAAUAUCACCAGCCCUGACUCACACCUCCAGUGUCCUCCAUUUCUUGAUAAUGAGUAUGAGCCAGUUUACAGUUGCUGGAUGGCUUCAGAGGCUAUUGUACUAGGAACUGUCAGUUUAAUGUUAACACUGCUGAAUAUACUGUGUAUUUUUCUCAUGGGGAUAGCUAUACUGAAGGUGAAAGAAGUUGUUCCGAAUACUGCAGCAACUACAGCAACUGAUGCUUUCUGGAAAAAGGACAUCAAGGUUGCUCGAGACUCAUACAAAACCAUGAAGCCAGGAGAAGAAUCAACCAAUAGAUUAGCUAAAAACUUUCUCCAGGAGUGGCAGAACUUAAAGAAAGAGAUAAAGGCUGAAGAUCGGCACAGGCUGAGGGAGAUGUUACAUCAUGUCUCUGAUGGUGCUGAGUUUUCAGAGAUCCUUGCCAGGGCUCCCCAGAAUUUGCGUGCAGCUAGUAGGACAGUUGCACGUCAAAUAUCAAAUCAUAUUGCUGAAGAUUGUCAAGGGGAAGGUUUUGAAGAUCAGGAUUCAUACCACCAUACAAUCCAUUCCUUCAUGCCUGAUGUACACUGUCGGUCUCCUAUUUCUUACUCUCCAAAAGUUAAUUAUAUAACAGUACAUUAUCCUUUUAAUUGGCCAAGAGUAAGGAAACAACAUAAAAAGAGGGCAGCACGUCCUGCUAGUCAUGAGGAUUAUGUCAGUGGAGAAGAAUCUUCCAUCAGAGGGAAAGAAGAGAGGUUUACAGUUACCAAAGUGGAAGAUCCACUACAGGAACUACCUACCUAGUUAUUAACUACCUAUUCUUCAUUUGACUUAAUCAACAAAUAUGUUUACAUAUUGCAUUUUUGUUUUAGAAAGCUGAAUUUGUUGAAAUAUAAUUACUGGGAUUGUGAACUUUUAAAAUUUCAUUUAUUGCUUCAAAAUCACUUUUACUGCUGAUUUUGUUUUAAUUUUUGUAUUUAAGGACAAAGGUUAAGCUAGAUUUUGACACAAUAUCAUUUUCAGGUCUUUCUUUGGCUUUUUAUUUGAACUUUAUGGUUUAGAAAUUUGCAUGAAAUUUUAUUUCUUUUUGAUAAGGAUUUUAAUUUUCAACAUAUUUUGUAACUGCAGUGCAUUUGUUCAAAGGAUAAUGUCUCUCAGGGCAAUAUUCACUUAUUUGUUUUUUGUUGUGAUUUUUCAUGAUCAUUAAGUUUAGAGUAAGUGGGAUAGAAAGUUUAAAACACAGAGUAAGAAUAAAUGUGAUGGAAAUGUUGGCACAUUUUCUUUGUAGUGUAUUUAUUUAAAAUUGGGUAUUUGUGCAUUUGCUAUUAAUUUUGCAUCUAUUUUAAUGGCACAAUAUACAUAAGUAUGUGUGAUAGGAAUUUAAAUGUUAAUGUCUCCAAGGGGGUAUGGCGUUAUUUGCAUGUUUACUGUUUUUCAUUUGACAAUCUUAUAUUGGAAAGUAUAGGUAAAUAAUGCAAGUCUGAUCUAGAUGGAUGCCCAUUGGGUCCAGUAAAGGUCAGAGCUGUUAUAAGCAGUCAAAAUGAUGGAAGUGUUCAAAUUAACAACAUUAACUUCAUUGGACUCUGAAUCUCAGGGCAUUUGCAUCAGGGCUACACCAAAAGUGUACUUCUAUAUUGGUUUUAUUAAAAGGUUGCAGAGUAGGGGAUUAUAUUAAAUUUAAUAGUUAGACGUCCUAUCCAUCAUUUCAGCUUUGUGGGAGCAAGACAAUAGAUGAUAUGUAGAAAAUAUUUCCCUGGUAAGAGGGUACAGUAAUGAAAAAAUUUAGGUGAAAUGGUCAACUUUGGUGUUUUCACCUAUGACUAUAGAUAAGAAAACUUUGACUAUUUUUAUAAGAACAAUGCUGAAGUCUUCCCUUACAGUUGCUUAAAAGUAGUAUGCCAAAACAAGUUGUUUCUCAAUCUUGACAUGAAAAUCAGUUCAUGAAUACAUAUGGAUAGUUCAUUGCCUUUGGUGUAGUAGCAAGUAGGAUAGUUAAUUUUAUUCUGUUAGGGAAACCAAAGAUGUCUUGAAUAAUGUUACCAGUAAAUGGAUUUAACUCUGUCUUAAAAAUUGAUUUUUUUUGGACAGACAUUGUGCCUGGACAUAACCAUUGCUUGCAUCUGUUGUAGUAGUUAGUGUUAGUAUGGACUUUCCUUGUAAGCAUUGGAUUCUUUUUUUUUUUU
Molecule: messenger RNA, 4247 nt
Organism: Lingula anatina
Lineage: Eukaryota; Metazoa; Brachiopoda; Lingulata; Lingulida; Lingulidae
Source: RefSeq, a predicted model, not a curated record